Molecule: messenger RNA, 729 nt
Organism: Psilocybe cubensis
Lineage: Eukaryota; Fungi; Basidiomycota; Agaricomycetes; Agaricales; Agrocybaceae
Exons: 15
Coding region: 1-729 (242 amino acids)
Source: RefSeq, a predicted model, not a curated record
AUGGCCGCCCUGACAAUUCACAGCACCUUGGGUGCCGUUUUGGUAGGGUUUGCGCUCGCGUGUGGAGUCUACGGCAUCCUUGCUGCCCAAUUUUUCAUUGGUCACCUUGUGUAUUUCUACGGCAUCACCAAUUACGCCAACCCUACUGUCCUAGCGCAAGGGACAACAACAUGGUCCUUCAUCCUUCAGUUGACCGUAGGCGCUAUGGUUGGCACCAUCGUAAAAACUUACUUCGGCAUUCGAGUAUGGCGAUUCAGCGAUAGAAAUAUCUGGAUUACAGGGUUAAUCAUGCUUUUGACUUUUGGCCAACUAGGCCUUGCAUUGGCUUUUUCCAUUGAAGCAUUCAAAUUACCGAGCGUUUUCGCUGUUCAUGAUCUCCAGACACUUGGUACGGUAUCUCUAGGAGUGGGAGUCGUAACAGACAUUGUGACAGCUGGAGCGCUAUGCUUAUACUUGAACCGAUUAAGAACCGGCCUGAAAUCAUCAGACAGCUUGGUGGACAAUCUGUGCAGUUACGCCAUUAACACCGGCGUCUUAACCAGACUGAAUACUCGACGGACUGUCCGAGGACGCGGGACGGAUAAGCAAGGCGAAACGUCAAACCAUACGAAUCUAUUUGCUCUAGGAACGCGUAUGCCGAGCAUGGGCCCUAACGAUCUCGAGCAAUGGGAUAAGAUCAUGGGCCAAAUGCUAGGCCACGACAAUCCAACGAAGGCUUUCCAGCGGUAG